GCGGCCACACUGCGUGCAACAAAAAAUGACUGAAAAGGCAACAAAAUAUUGGAAAAAGUAACACCCAGCUUCAGUCAAUAAUAAAGUAGAGCGAGUAAAAUUAGAGUUAUUAAAAACUGCCUCGAAAGUCGGGUCUUUCUGUGAAAAAUGUCGGAUAACGAGGAAAUAAAGGUGGAGCCGCCAGAGCCAGCGGACACCAGUACCGAGUCCGGCCAGGAGGAGGUGGAAACAAUCCCAUUGAAAAUGUCUUUCGCGGAUUGGAAGAAGUGUAAGGAGGCCCUCGUCAAACCGGAAUCCAAAUCCGGCGCACAACAGCGGAGCAAUAGCAAUAAUAAUAACAACAAUAACAACAAUAACAACAACAACAACAAUAGACGUAAACAAUGGUCGUAUAACAACGGCAACAACUACAUCAACGAUCACAGAGGAUUCCAGGGAGGCGGCGGACCAUGGAACCACAACAGAAACGACUUCCCGCCGCUGAGCAGACCCCCGCCACUACCCAUGCAGCUGAUGAACAUGGGCUUUGGCGGCAAUUUCGGCGGUAACUUCGGAGGUAACUUCGGCCCGGGUCCAGGUCCUUGCGGUCCGGGCGGACCAAUGGGACCUUGCGGUCCAGGUGGACCAAUGGGACCUUGCGGUCCGGGCGGACCCAUGGGACCUUGCGGUCCGAUGGGGCCUGGCGGUCCAAUGGGUCCUGGGGGCCCAAUGGGUCGUGGUGGCCCAAUGGGUCCUGGUGGCCCAAUGGGUCCUGGUGGCCCAAUGGGUCCUGGUGGUCCAAUGGGAGGACCGGGACCACGACGCAAUCGAAACCAACGACCACUGCAGCCGCCCCCUUUCUGGGAGGACAUGAUGUCGCCGAGUCAUGGUCCACCGCCAAUCCAACCGCCGAUGCCAAAGUGUCCCAGCUUGUGGAAUCUGGUGCCCAAGGAGCGAGGGCCUCAAAGACAAAAUCAGACCAAUCAGAACAACCAGCAGCAACCAAACAAAAAGUUUAAACCCAACAACAACAAUAACAAUAACAAUAAUCGAGGCAAAAACACCAACUCUAAAGAUUCCAAGCUAAUGCCACCGCCACCUCCUCCUGCGUCUUCGUCGCCGGCAAGCGAAGGCACCAGCAGCUCUCAGUCAAAUGGUGAUCAGCCUUCCAAGAAGCCCAAGCGCAGCGGCGCCUUUAUACAAAUCAACGGACAGUGGAUCCAAAAGCCGGAGGCUCCACCGCCCCUCGAAGAUGCGCUGCCCGGUACAAAGGAGGAACGCCAGCGGCAGUGGAAGGAGUACCGGCAGGCGAUGAAGCCAUUCAAGAACCGUGAAUUUCACAACUGGAAGCGGACGGUGCAGCGGCUGGGCAAACUGCCCCGUGAUCAAUUAGACGAACAGCAGUUGGAGAGGCUGCAAAAGGCCGAGGAGUACAUAGGCGCACACAAGGCAAUGCUGACGGUCAAGCAUGCAGAGCGAUGGGUGCAGCAGGAGAAGGAUGAAUCCGGACAGGUGUUCGUGCGCAAGUCAGCCAACAUUGGCAAUUGGGACAAGCCAAAGGUGGACUACAAAAAAACACAGUUGCAGAAUUUCUUUGGUCCUGGACGUGCCAUCAAGGGUGGCGUCGUCGGCGUGGACGGAGCCACUUUGAGUCAGCUGGUGACGCAACCACCGCCACCGCCUCCGCCGGAAGUGUCCCCAGUUCAGUGGUCCUCCACUCCUACAACCAACACGGGAUCCAACUCAAAUCCCUCUUACUACAGUCACUACAGCAACAGUUUCGUCAAGGGCGGCACCACGCAGCCAUCCUAGGAUACUUUUUCAAAUCUAACCCCAGAUGCGGACUUUUACAAAUCUUGUUUCAAUCGCAUGGCACCUCCAAUGUAUUGACACCCUUCCGGAUGGCAGAUAUACCGUCUCCGACCAUUUCUAACUCCUUCUGAACCGAUGGAAAUCGGCAUUUGUAUUCAGCAGAAGAUAAAUUGUAACAAAAUCAACAUA
Drosophila serrata is the source of this 1980-nucleotide messenger RNA. RefSeq lists its product as uncharacterized. NCBI's taxonomy places the organism in Eukaryota, Metazoa, Arthropoda, Insecta, Diptera, Drosophilidae. The record is from RefSeq and is a predicted model, not a curated record. Gene Ontology annotation, cellular component: nucleoplasm; nucleolus.